Molecule: messenger RNA, 2154 nt
Organism: Salvelinus sp. IW2-2015
Lineage: Eukaryota; Metazoa; Chordata; Actinopteri; Salmoniformes; Salmonidae
Gene: tubd1
Product: tubulin, delta 1
Biological process (GO): mitotic cell cycle; microtubule cytoskeleton organization
Cellular component (GO): cytoplasm; microtubule
Molecular function (GO): GTP binding; structural constituent of cytoskeleton
Source: RefSeq, a predicted model, not a curated record
UGAUCGAUUUGUUGCAGGAAACGCGGCGAGCUUCAAAGCAGACUGGAAUAAAAACAUAAAACUGUCAUUGACAGUUGGAGGAAACAUAGCUAGCAAGUUUAUUUUCCACACAUAAUCAUUGAACAUUUAGGCGAACAUACUUGAAAACAACAGCUUUUGCAAGCAGGAAUAGUAAUGUCCAUCGUGACAGUACAACUUGGACAAUGUGGCAACCAGGUAGGCCAAGAGUUGUUCGAGGUGAUCAGCAAUGAUGCAAAUGAUACGCAAAGAAAGGUUUACAGUGAAUGCAGCAGUGAGCGGUUCUUCAAUGAGACUGCAAAUAGAGAACUCGUGGCAAGGUCAGUGCUGAUUGACAUGGAACCCAAAGUCAUCUCACAGAUUAUUGCAAAGACUGCCAAAUCUGGGAAGUGGAGAUAUGGGGACCGUUCACACUUCAGUCAGAAACAGGGUUCUGGAAACAACUGGGCAAAUGGAUACUGUGUCCAUGGACCGCGUCAUGAGGAGGUAGUGAUGGACAUUGUGAGGAGGGAGGUGGAGCACUGUGACUGUCUGGCAGGAAUCAUGGCCAUGAUGAGUGUGGCAGGGGGCACAGGGUCAGGGGUGGGCACAUACGUUACUCAGUGUCUCCGGGACGCCUACCCAAACUCCUUCAUCCUCAACCACCUGACAUGGCCCUAUGGCACUGGAGAGGUGAUAGUCCAGAACUACAACUCUGUGCUCACACUGUCACACCUCUACCAGCUCUCAGAUGCCAUCCUGGUUCACGAAAAUGACACGGUUCACAAGAUCUGUGCCCAGCUCAUGAAUAUCAAACACAUAUCAUUCAGGGACGUCAACAAAGUCAUCGCCCACCAGCUAGGGAGUGUUCUGCAGCCUGCACUCACUGGUGACUCCCAUGGUGUCUACAAUAGAAACCCCAUAGGUGAACUGAUGAGCAGCCUGGUGUGUCACCCAGAGUACAAGCUUCUCAGCGUGUGCAACAUUCCCCAGGUGUCCAGCUCCUCUAUGGCUUACAGCAUGUUCACCUGGCCGGGCCUGCUCAAACAUCUACGUCAGAUGCUCAUUGCCAACUCCAAAAUGGAGGAAGGCAUCGACUGGCAGGUGCGAGCCCCCUCUCUCCAGCCUGAAGGGAUAGAGAGGACCAGGAGUCACAGACGACCAGGCUUCAACACCUCCCUGGCCAACCUGCUCAUACUGCGGGGGAAGGAUGUGAACAAUGCAGAGAUAAGUGGAUUUCAGCAUCCGAGUCUAUAUACCCCCUGGCUUCCAGCAGAUGAGGCUUUCAGCAUGUGGAAAACCCCAGUCCCCUUUAACAAGUAUGAGAAGUCUGCUAUACUGGUCAGCAACAGUCAGACUCUGCUGAGGCCUCUGGACAACAUGGUGGGGAAAGCCUGGAACAUGUUUGCCUCCAGGGCCUACAUUCAUCAAUACACUAAGUUCGGGAUCUCAGAGGAGGAUUUCUUGGAUAGCUUCACAUCUCUUGAACAGGUCAUCUCUAGCUACAGUCAACUUUGAUGCUACGGUCUGCUUUGGACCAGUAAGAUACUUUUUGGCCAUGACGAAAACCAGGAUUCACUCCAACCGCAAAUAUUUUUCAGAAAAGACCACUAAAUGCACACAAAACAGCCAUGAUGCCCUACAAAGAUGUCUUUGUUGGGAAGGUAAGUUUGAUUUGAUCCAUUAGCCACAAUAGGUACUUAAAUUAGCACAUGCUUUAAAAGGUUGUACCAUAGUCAAGACAGCACUCUUCAGAUGGUUAAUACCCAGAACUUCAGACAGCUUACAGACUGUUGUCGCCAUGUGAUUCAAACAGUCAACACCAGUCUGAUAAGCUAUCUGACAGGAUGGGAGAGGGAGUAAAAUACCUGCAACAACCAGGACCAGGUCUUUACAAACCAGCUUCAGAAAACAUAUUUUCCGACAGGACAAUAAGCAUAGCAGUAUCUGAAACAAUAAGCCGUGAUCAUAUAUCUAGUUUCAAAUUACAACAUCAAUUCCAUAGUUUCCUUUAAAUACAUUAUUCUCCAAUUUACAAUAUAGCGAUCCAUAUGCUUUUUGAGAAUUUUGGCACUUACCUUUUGGAUGUUAAUUCUUUAAAAAAAGAGGUUCAAGCAUUUUUUCAAUCUUGGUGGUCUGAGUGCCUAAGCACUAUUA